GUAAUGGAUUUUGUACAAGCUAGCGAUCAGGUCAUUGGACCUUAAGAGGUAGCAAAGAUCCCGACAACGUCACUCUUGAUUUAAACAGCUGCCUUUUUUCGGUGAUUGGUUCUCAAAUCGGUCAAGAUCCAUUAAAACUUCGUAAAUGGACCGUGUUAAAACUAAAGGACAAUUUUCAGAAUUUGGCCAAAUGGUUAGACAAAAUUCCGAUGGGUAAUGCAGGAAUAUUCCUUAUGAUUGGCGGUGUAAAUGGACACAGACCUAGAAGAUCGAGACAAAGUCGCGAAGGGUACUCAAGAAGAUACCCAGCACACAGUCAGGAAGAAGACGCUACAAAAAUUCUGGAUGAUUCAGAGAACGUAGAAGGCGAAGGUGAUAAUGAGGAAGAUCUAAUUGAACGAAUAGGUCAUUCUAGACAGAAGCAUGUUGUAGGAGGAAGAAAUGGAGGUGUCGAAGUUUAUACUAGGAUAAAUAAAUGUUCGGGAGUAUUUGCUUUUCAGACAGAAAAAGACCAAGAUUAUGUCCUUCAUAGGGCAUUGCUAUCAAAAUUGGGUCAACAAGCACUACGUAAACUUGACGAUACCAUUGCGGCAAGCGCAGAUAUAUAUGUUUCAAAAUUAAUAGAACAAAAUGUCCCAUUUCCUAAAGCUAGCUAUUGGUAUGCGGGAAACAAGCUACAUGAGUCAGCAGAAGUCAAAGGUGUUUCAUUAAAAUUAAGACAUCAUAAAAAUAAACAAAAAGAAAAAAAUGCAAAGCCUCAUAUAGUUUUUAUUUUCCCAACCUUUAAAGUGCCCAAAUUAAUGAAAUGUCUUGAUGGGAGACCUCAUGAAUAUCGUGAAUAUAUAAGAGAACUAACUGGUUACAAGUAUAUCUUUGCAUCUACAUUUGGAAAUCUUGAAGACUUUCUCACAAGAGAUGGAUACUCAAAAAGAUACAUACCACCCACGGAAGACAAAGCUAAACAGAUUCUGGACAAUUCAGAGGGCGAGUUCUGCGUAGAUGAUCCUAAGAACCCGCUAAUUUCAGAUUUGAGAAAAGGCCAUGCCAGAAGCGGGCAUGUAGAAAGAGAAAGCAAUGGUGUCGAAGCUUAUAGUAAAAAAAAUAUAUGUGAAGAAAAAACUGCUUUUCGGUCAGAAAAGGAUCAAAACUAUAUCCUUCAUAGAGCAUUGCUAUCAAUAACGGGUCAAGCAGGACUAGUUCUUCUUAACAAAAAAUUGUGUGUAGACAUCAGUGUACCAGCUUCACAUUUAUCUGAAAAUGGUGUCUCAUUACCUACAGGAAGUAUAUGGCAUAAUGGAGAAAAAAAAACAUGAUAAAUUACAAAUCGAAAUGGUCCGUAUACAAUUAGGGCAUCAUAGAGGUCAAGAAGAGAACAAUAGUGCAGAGCCUCUUGUAGUAACUAUGUUCCCAGUAUUGGAAAUUAAAACAAAAAAAGAUUUAUGUGACACAGGUAAAGAACAAGAAGAACAAAAAAGUGCUCAAGCAGCUCCUGAAACUGCCUCUGCAACUACAUCUAAACCUGCUUCCCAAACUCCUCCUAAACGUGCUACUGGAGCUAUUCCUAAAAUUCGUAAAACUGCUCCUAAAACUGCCUCUCCAACUACAUCAAAACCUGCUUCUAAAACUCCUAAAAUUGCUCUUAAAACUGCUACUGGAACAAUUCGUAAAAUUGGCCAUGUAACUACUCCUGGACCUGUUCAUAAAAUUACUCCUACAACUUCUCAUAAACCUACUCUUAAAAGUACUCGUAAACCUACUUCCAAAAUUACUCGUAAAACUGCUCCUUAAAUUACUUCUAAAACUGCUUUUUAAACUGCUCCUAAAACAAUAGAAAUAAAGGGACGUUCUAACUGUGGAGCUCCGAAUGAGGAGCAGGUUGCGAAGGAGAUAUUUG
Molecule: messenger RNA, 1894 nt
Organism: Monomorium pharaonis (pharaoh ant)
Lineage: Eukaryota; Metazoa; Arthropoda; Insecta; Hymenoptera; Formicidae
Product: proteoglycan 4-like
Exons: 2
Coding region: 1258-1788 (176 amino acids)
Source: RefSeq, a predicted model, not a curated record